AGUUCACUUCUGCACCAGAUGAACGUUAUGUAUGCCGCCUACGUGGGGUGGUCUAUAUACAGUUGGUGAUAAUACAAACGGGUUACUAAAUUGAUUUUUAGCAACACGACUCAGACUUGCGAAUAUGACUCCGAUGUAUAGCAUCGCUGUUGUCUGGUUAUUUACCUAUGCGCUAUGCGAGGAUUUUUGUAAGAAUGCCAACUUCUUCUGCGGGGCACACACAACGUUCGUGAAUACCCCGCGACCGAGAGAGUCGCCGGUGUUGUCUGGACACAACCUUAACAAACGGAGCACUGACCCCGACGGAGAGACGUGCAAAUCUCUAACGGGAUUCGAGUCCACGCUGAAAAAUAACACACACACCUAUGCCUUCAAUGACCUGAGUGGCUCAGUGUCUCUGGCCUGGGUGGGAGAUGGCACAGGGGUGCUUCUGGUGCUGACCACAUUCCAGGUGCCUGUCUUCAUGAUUCGCCUUGGCCAGUCUAAACUCUACCGCAGCGAGGACUAUGGAAAGACAUUCCAGGACGUGACCCACCUGAUCAACAACACCUUUGUUCAGACUGAGUUUGGCAUCGCCAUUGGUCCUGACAACUCUGGCAGGGUGAUCAUGACAGGUGAUGUGUCAGAGGGAGGGGGAUCCCGGAUUUUCCGCUCGCUGGAUUAUGGACAUAGUUUUUCCCCAGUGGACCUCCCCUUCUUUCCUCUGAUUCAGACACUGUAUAACCCCAACGACAGUAACGUGCUACUGACCCUCAGCAUCACGUUGGACCUGUGGCUGUCUGAAGACUUUGGCUCCACCUGGAGGAAGAUCCAUGACAGCGUGUGUCUGGUCAGAUGGGGUCCCGAGGACAGUAUCUACUUCACCACAAACUCUAACGGAUCCUGCAAUGAUAAGGGCAUGUUGGAGCUGAAGAGGUCUCUAGACUAUGGCAAGAACAUCAAGACCAUCGCCAGCAAGAUCUACUCCUUUGUACUUGGAGGACGCUUUGUCUUCGCCUCCAUCAUGACUGGCUCGGGUACCCAGCGUAUGAUCCAUGUGUCGGUAGAUGGUGGUGAUGUGUGGAACAUGGCUCAGCUCCCUACUGUUGGCCAUGAGCAGUUCUACUCCAUAUUGGCAGCCAGCGACGACAUGGUGUUCAUGCACGUAGACGAACCUGGAGACACUGGCAUAGGGACCAUCUACAUAUCAGAUGACAGAGGGACACUCUACUCCAAGUCUCUGGAGCGCCACCUCUACACGGCCACAGGGGGCGACACUGAUUUCACCAACGUCACCUCGCUCAGGGGUGUCUACAUGACCAGCGUACUCACAGAGGACGGCUCAGUGGAGACUGUGGUGUCGUUUGACCAGGGGGGGGAGUGGCGGCCGGUACAACGGCCUCGAAACAGCCGCUGUGACACUGAGACCGCCACCAACCGGCCGGACCGAUGCAGCCUGCACAUCCACGCCUUAUACAGCAUCUCUAUGAAGAUGAACGUCCCUCUGCUGCCCCUCACACAGUUCAACGCUAUAGGCCUCAUUCUGGCUCAUGGUAGUGUGGGUGACCCAGCGUCUGUGCUGUCUCCUGAUGUGUAUGUGUCUGAUGAUGGAGGCUACUCCUGGCUGAGAGCGCUAACCGGACCCCACCACUACGCCAUCCUAGACUCUGGAGGCCUUUUGGUGGCUGUCGAACACACAUCUGCACCCGUCAACCAGAUCAAGUUUUCCACAGACGAGGGCCAGUGUUGGCAUGUGUAUAACUUCACCAGUGAGCCGCUGUAUUUCACAGGGCUGGCGUUGGAGCCUGGAGCCCACUCCAUGAACCUCAGCCUGUGGGGGUACAGAGUGGGCCUGCAGGGUCCCCUCAGUCACUACUGGGUCUCUGUUACCAUCGACUUCAAACAGCUACUCUCCAGAGACUGUGGGGAGGGGGACUAUGUUCAGUGGUUGGCGCACUCUGAUGACCUCAACAACCCCAAUGACGGAUGCAUUCUGGGAUAUAAGGAGCGUUUCCUGCGGCUGAGGAAAGAUUCUGUCUGCUGGAACGGACGUGAUUAUGUCAUCACCACCCAGCCCACCCCCUGCCAAUGCACACUGGAUGACUACCAGUGUGACUAUGGGUACCACCGUGCAGAGAACAGUUCUGAGUGUGUGGAGCAGGCAGACCUGAAGGGCCAUGUUCUGGAGUUCUGUCUUCACGGCACCACAGAACAGCUGCAGACCAGUGGCUACCGGAAGAUUCCAGGCGACCGGUGUGUAGGCGGGAUCCAGCCUAAGAGGAAGGAGAUUGAUCUGAGGAGAAACUGCAUCAGCAAUGCACUUCACCCAAAACCCCUGACGGAGGCCAACUUGUUAAGCUCUGCCUCUAUAGUACUGGUUGUAAUGGUGAUUUUGCUCAUCAGCGCUGCCACAGGAGUUAUGCUCGUCAAGAAAUAUGUCUGCGGAGGGAGGUUCCUGGUACACAGGUACUCAGUGCUACAACAGCAUGCAGAGGCCAAUGGGAUAGAGGGAGUGGAUGAACUGGACACACACACCACCGAGAUGGGCAAAACACAAUACCACGAAGACUCAGAUGAGGACCUCUUGGAGUGAGAAACGAGCUGCGAGAGACUUAAUCCGCCAACCUGACAGCCUACCCAAGACUACUCCCUCCCACCAUUGCCUCCUCCUGCCGCCACUAAUACUGCAGCUGCUCUGAGACUCCACUCCUACUCAAUGACUGCAAACAGUUCUUACAUACCUCUUCCCUUCCCAAGGACACUGGCACUAAAGGGAUAUAUCAUGUCCUGCAGAGGGCUGGAGAGCAGUGGGACAGGGGCUGUGGGCUUGGGGCCUGUGGAGGGGAGCGCAGAGGAGAGCUUUUGUGUCCCUAAGGAGCUUUUGUUGUGUCUGCAGCCUUCCUUUCUCCACAACGCUUUCUGAUGCAGAUUCACGGAGCAGGCGCUCUAUUGCUGUGGUGCAGAGAGUCAGGGUGAAACAGCAGUGGCACUGGGAAUGGUGUGUCUGGAUCAGAAUGAGUUUCUAUGGUACAGUACCUGAUAUGGUACACCCCUACGAAAGAGACAGUAUACAAAAUGAGAUGUGGAAAGCUUUCAACUGAAGUGGUACAUAGUUAUACAUUUAGUUAUGUCUGAAAUAAUUUUGUACCAAGUGCAAAAGGUAAUCAUUUUCAUAAACAAUAUGUGUGAGGUGAAAACAUAUACUACAUUUGUUAUCGUUUUCAGGCUCAUACCAGCUUUAGUAUGACCACAUUAACAAAAACAAGCUAACCAUACAGUACCUUGUCCUACUGUGCUUAGAGUGGACAUCUUGAAUUAUAUUACCAAAGCACUUUCAUAAUUUUGUGUUGCAGAGAGAAUGUAUCUGAUUUGUCAUACUGAGAGGGUAGGGAAUAUGGGGGAAACUACUCAGCAAAUGAGUCAAGUCUGAACAGACCAUAUUGUACUAGUGAAUUACUUGAGAAAUAAUGAAAACUCUUUCCUUUUUUAACCUCUGCCAUGAGGCCUACUUAACAAUGUCAUAACACAUGUCAUAAACAGUCAUGACAGCUGAAAUUAACUUAAUUUACACAAUCUUUACACACACUGCUAUUGAAGUGAACUAGUAGGAUAGCAGUUUACCCAGCUAAAUCUAAACAAGAUCAAAUAUAUUGGUGGGUCUGGUAUAGUCUGCUUGUAAACUAUUUAUAAACGGUAGUUUGUUAACCAUUACAUUUAGCAAAUACAUGUGUAAGGCUUAUUGUUCAUGGUGUAUAUAUGAUUAAAGGGUCUGAUAAUAAAUGGUUCAUAAAUAAUAUACAUGUAAUUAUUAAUGAACUCAAAUAUAUUAACCGAUGAUAUGUAAUGUUAGCAAAUAGUUUACUUAUGGUAACAAACUUUUGAAUACUGGUAUAAAAGCAGACCCUGUCAACCUGUUACUAAGUUAUAUGUGAAUCAUUGCUGUUUUUUAUUUUUUAUUACGAUGAAGGCUAUGAUUUAAUCGAAAUCUUGUUUAACAAAAGAAGCGCUAUGUUCAAAGUUUGUGUUUGUGGGAAUUAUUUGAUUUUACAAUUUGGCAAGUGGACACGUGAAAUUAAUUGUCCUAACAUUUUCUUGUCAAUAUAUUUUAUUACCUCAGAAUUUCAUAAGCUAACAUAUCUAAGAAAUAAAACUAGUUUGAGUAUUCACUUGUGCUUUAUUCAGGUAAGCAGUAUUCACAACAUAGAGCGACAGAAAUAACCAUGGGCCUUCAGUCCCAAGCAUUUCAUUAGACAAUGUUACGUAGUUUCCUUUAUAGAUUUGAGAAGCACAAUAUCAACAUUUUUGGAGUUAAUGCAUGUCUACUGUGUAAUGAAUUGAUUCCAUCUCCAAGUGGACCCAAUUGAGGGUUAGGAGACUUCCUGACCAGGAAACACUCUGGGCUCUUGCAACUGGUACGUGCUUUUUGCAGUUGCAGGCACUCAUUUUCUUUUCACACCAUCAGGAUUGAUUAACCAGCUAUUAUAAAUGGCAGCUCAUGCUGAGUUUUGGUGCAGUGCUAUACUGUGAGAUAGCUGUAUAAUGGACAUAAUAUUUUGUCUCAGAUUUCCAUCUUUCUGGGAAUAGUCUGUUCCAUUUUAGGCCUGGUGUAUAGUAGUUUGUUUGCUUGUGUUUUUAUAUAUCAUUGCCAAUUUUACAAACAGACUUGGAAAGUCCUCUUUUGCAAUAUAGGUUGAUCUCUUUGAAUAAAUAAUAGUUUAAAUGUUGAA
This is a messenger RNA of Oncorhynchus kisutch (coho salmon), 4706 nucleotides long. RefSeq names its product sortilin. Gene Ontology annotation, molecular function: protein binding. The transcript has 20 exons. Bases 125 to 2572 code for a protein of 815 amino acids. The record is from RefSeq and is a predicted model, not a curated record. NCBI's taxonomy places the organism in Eukaryota, Metazoa, Chordata, Actinopteri, Salmoniformes, Salmonidae. Gene Ontology annotation, biological process: vesicle organization; Golgi to endosome transport; endocytosis. Gene Ontology annotation, cellular component: Golgi apparatus; membrane.